This is a messenger RNA of Protopolystoma xenopodis, 300 nucleotides long. NCBI's taxonomy places the organism in Eukaryota, Metazoa, Platyhelminthes, Monogenea, Polystomatidea, Polystomatidae. The record is from the annotation of a GenBank genome assembly.
AUGAAACAAGACGAGACCCGUGGCAUGCCCUCUUUGAGCGAUGGGGAUGCCAUGAAGGUGUCGCCUAGAACACGUUCAGCAGGACUGGCCUACUUCCGACUGGAUCAUCUCAUUGAAGAGUUCAAUUUUUGCAGUACCGACGAGUUGGAUGGCAACCGGCGAUUCCGGUUGAUCCAGUUACGCAACGCCAAGCUGCCCGACUUCAAGUCCUUACGUAUUCCACCUUUUUCACGUGACAUACCUUCGGAUCUCUUUAAGGCAAGACUCGAACUAUGUCAUAUUCAACAAUACCUCAUUUGA